GUCAAUGAUGCGUGUUAUUGCAAACAAAGAAAAAAUAGUGUAGUAUAGAAUUAUUUACUUUAUUUUGAACCAUUAGCCAAUGCGUGCAGAAAAUAUUGUUUUAUUCGUUUAAAUUAUUUAAAGAUUAAUUCAAGUAAUCAUUAUGAGUUCAGAAUUAGUACUAGGCAUACGAUCGAAUUCACAAAAUUUGACAACUAUCAAAUUACGCGAUAUUAAUUUAAAAAAUAGAGUAGAAGAUUUAAGAUACAAGACUGCAGCAAAAGUUAAUUUAUCCAAGGAGUCAUUUGAACUUAUAUAUUGUGGAUGUAUCCUGGAAGAUGAUAUAACUUUAGAAGCUAGUGGACUUAAAAGUGGUGCAAUGGUACAUGUUUUAAUGAAAAAGGAAGUAGAACCUCCAGUACCAGUAAAGUAUAUAUCAGAAGAAAGUAUCCUACAGCUGGCUUCUACGUUUAAAUCUUUUAUUGAAAAUCCUGCAUUUAGAAGUGCUUUACACCGUUUAAGUAAAAGACCAGAAGUUAUAGAUAAUAUCAUUUCAUCAUCUCCUGGAUUGCAUGAAGACUCUGUUGCAAUUGCUAUGUUACAAGAUCCUGAUCUCAUGGGUCAUUUUACCGAUAUAGAUACUAUUAAAAGAAUUGCAGAAUUACAUCCAGUACUUGUAGAAGCUGCACAAAAUUUAGCUGCUGCUGUACACGAAGAAGCUCAUAACAAUGCUACUGCUGGUUCUAAUUCCUCCAUGUUAAAUACACCGCCUACCGCGUAUUCUUAUAGUUUAGAUAAUUUGAGCGAUGAUGAAGAAAUGGCUGGAGAUUCUUCCCAAUCGUCAGACUCUACUCAACCCUCGAAUUUAUCUGCUAAUUCGUCAAACACUAUUACUACAGCACGACUUGCAGCAGCUCUUUCAAGAGCGGGAAGCCGCGCUUUUCCAUUAUCGAACUCUCCAUCUUCUACAUCAGCUAGUAGUACAAAUUCAGGUGUUAUAACUACCGAGAUGUUUACACAGGCUAUGCAGCAAGCAUUUGCAACGACUCCUGCUUCAACAGCUCCAACAGCUCAAACAGCUCCAACUUCAUUAUCACCUAUGUUACAUCCCACCCUUCCAGAAUCUACAGAUUUACAAAGACAAUUGGCGCAAAUGCACGAAAUGGGUCUUCAAGACGAUAAUACGAAUGUUCAAGCGUUGAUAUUAACAAAUGGGAAUGUCCAAGCGGCGAUCGAACUUGUAUUUAAUAGUUUCAGUGAUAAUUAGGAAAUUUAUAAUAAAAACUCGCUUCUCUCAUAAA
Messenger RNA from Vespula pensylvanica (western yellowjacket), 1280 nucleotides. Its product is annotated as ubiquitin-like protein 7. The coding region runs from base 143 to 1246 and encodes 367 amino acids. Gene Ontology annotation, biological process: ubiquitin-dependent protein catabolic process. The transcript is spliced from 4 exons. Gene Ontology annotation, cellular component: cytosol. NCBI's taxonomy places the organism in Eukaryota, Metazoa, Arthropoda, Insecta, Hymenoptera, Vespidae. The record is from RefSeq and is a predicted model, not a curated record. Gene Ontology annotation, molecular function: polyubiquitin modification-dependent protein binding.